Messenger RNA from Spirodela intermedia, 2591 nucleotides. The record is from the annotation of a GenBank genome assembly. Lineage: Eukaryota; Viridiplantae; Streptophyta; Magnoliopsida; Alismatales; Araceae.
AUGGAUGGAGGAGCGGGCCAGAGGAAGGUGGUCCUUGCCGCCCUCCAAUUCGCCUGCUCCGACUCCGCCUCCGAGAAUGUCGACACUGCGGAGAGGUCCCUCCCUCCCUCCCUCGGUGUUCUCCUUGGAUCCUUUGUGUUUGAACAGGGGGGGAUCGGUGGGAGAAAACAGGGCGCAGAUGAUGCGAGGGCUGUGGUCAUGACUAGGUUAACUGGAAACACGCUGUGGAAAUGAAGAUCGCUCUUACCUCUCUCUCUCUCUCUCUCUCUCUGUAUUAUCCUUGGAUUCUUUGUAGUUGAACAGCGCGGGAUCGGUAGGGGAGAAAACAAGGCGCAGAUGAUGCGGGGGCUGUGGUUAUGACUAGACUAUAUAAAAACACUCUGUGGAAACGACGAUUGAUCUUCCCUACCUGGCAUAACUCAUCUUCUACUUGUUCGCCUUGAGUUAUCUCUCUUCCCAAAAAGUUUUCAGACGCUUUUGCAUAUCCGUGAUGUUACCACCAGGUUUUGUUAGCUAUUAGGAUGAUAGAGAAAAAUUGAGGAGCGGCCUAUGAAAGGCUUGGGUGGGUGGAUAUUGUGAACUGCCAGUGCAAUUGUUCAAGAUGACAGCGCAUCCGUGAUGCUGAUGUGUUGGGUUUUGAUUAUUUCUAGUUCAUGCUGUUCUUGUCAAAUAUGCCCUCACCUGACUUUCCCGGCUCCCUCUUUGAUCAUCCUUUCGAUUUGAUUUUAUGACCAUAGGUUCUUGCUUGGAAAUCUGAUUACGACUGUCCAUCUAGCUGUAAAGUUAUAGCUUCAUAUCUCUUUUUGUUGCAGGCUGGUCCGGGCUGCUCAUGAGAAGGGUGCAAACAUAAUCCUCAUUCAGGUAAAUGAGAAAAUGAAAGCAAUAUCCUCGACAACGAGCAUGAUGACGGCACCUGCCAGCUUCUUAAUUGUUUCCAUAACUAGUUUCCGUCAUCGAAGUCUGAUCAUCAUUUUUGAGACAUUUUUCAACGACAAUGUCGGAUGGCUAAUCCCCCCCACAACCAGAGGGGGGCGAGGUUCCGACCUUCAAUUAUGGAAAUGCAUGUUCUAAAUCACGUUCAUGGAUUACACUUUCAUGCUCCAAAAAAGCUGGGGACCGCCCUUGGAAUGCCUUCCCAUGCUCCUACUGAAUGCUCAUGCUUCAUAGAUGGGUUCCAUCAGAUGCUGCCCACGAUUCUUGGCCAAAAAGGGUGUUCUCUCAUCUCCAAUCCUCUGGCUUAACUUCAUUAGGAACUGUUUGAAGGCUACUAUUUUUGCCAAGCUCAGAGGGAGGACUUCUUUCAGCGGGCGAAACCUUAUAAAGGGCACCCCACAAUAAUUAGGUGGGAAGAGCUCUAAUCACAGGCUUCGAUGUUCCAUAAUUUUCCCGGAAACUGAACGGGAAGAACUCUGUACUUAGCCGCCGUAACAUCAUUGAAUGUACUUGACAGGAUGCAGAAACUGGCAAAGGAGCUGGGUGUGGUCAUCCCCGUUAGCUUCUUUGAAGAAGCUAAUAAUGCUCACUACAAUUCUGUGGCUAUGGUUGAUGCUGAUGGAGCCGAUCUUGGAUUAUAUCGGAAAUCGCAUAUUCCGGAUGGUCCAGGUAAGAACUCUGUUGUUGGUUUUGAAUAGAUUCGAAGGACCCUUCACUUAUAUUUCCUGGUAUAUAAAAAUUAUCCGCGUGGGAUAAAUCCUCAGGCUAUCAAGAAAAGUUCUACUUUAACCCGGGCGACACAGGCUUCAAGGUUUGACCCUUGUUUGCAUGCUUCUUUCGUCGAUGAUUGUUUCUCACAUGGUCGGAUUUCUGGACUAAUAAGUGAGCGCGCAGGUUUUCGAUACCAGGUUUGCCAAGAUUGGUGUUGGUGAGUUGACUUUUGGUGAAUUACAUUAUUACUACACUGGGUUCGCCCAUGUUGACUUUUCCCAACUUUCUGACAAGAUUCUCCUAAAAAUUACAUUUUUACCAGCGAUCUGUUGGGACCAGUGGUUUCCCGAAGCCGCCCGGGCUAUGGUUCUCCAGGGUGCUGAGAUCCUGCUCUACCCGACGGCCAUUGGAUCAGAACCGCAGGACCAGAACCUUGACUCCCGGGAGCAUUGGAAGCGAGUGAUGCAGGGUCACGCCGGGGCAAAUCUGGCAAUUCCCCUCACCCCGGUGCUUGCUGCUAAAGAGUUGGGAAUUUAAAGGUCAACGUGUUACUCAUGGUAAUUGACUUUUUACACUCCAUCAGGUCCCCCUUGUGGCCUCCAACCGGGUGGGAAGAGAGACGAUCAGAACGGAGCACGGGAACAGCACCAUCACCUUUUAUGGCAAUUCGUUUAUAGCUGGUGCGCGCCGUUCAUACCAUCCCACAUGGGUUUAUUGAAUUAAAUUCAUCUAGAUAUUCUUUCGGAUUCUGCCGGCUGAUGCUGCCAAGAACAGGGCCGAAUGGGGAAAUAUUGGCGCUGGCUGGCGACAAGGAUGAGGCAGUUCUGACGGCCGAAUUCAACUUGGAGAAGAUAAGAUCUCAGAGGCACAGCUGGGGGGUCUUCAGGGACCGCCGGCCAGAUCUAUACAAGGCGCUCUUGACGCUCGACGGCAGUCGGCAAGCCUGA